This is a messenger RNA of Sardina pilchardus (European sardine), 3349 nucleotides long. RefSeq lists its product as uncharacterized. The coding region runs from base 1 to 597 and encodes 198 amino acids. The transcript is spliced from 7 exons. Lineage: Eukaryota; Metazoa; Chordata; Actinopteri; Clupeiformes; Clupeidae. The record is from RefSeq and is a predicted model, not a curated record.
AUGGGCUGUGACAAGGGCACUUCAAAGAAGAAACACUGCAGGCAAUCAGAGGACGAGUCAGAGGAUCCAGGUUCAGCUGCUAAGAAGCGCACUUCAAAGAAGAAACACUGCAGGCAAUCAGAGGAAGAGUCAGAAGAUCCAGGUUCAGCUGCUAAGAAACGCACUUCAAAGAAGAAACACAGCUGGCAAUCAGAGGACGAGUCAGAGGAUCCAGGUUCAGCUGCUAAGAAACGCACUUCAAAGAAGAAAGACUGCAGGCAAUCAGAGGAAGAGUCAGAUGAUCCAGGUUCAGCUGCUAAGAAACGCACAUCAAAGAUGAAGAGCCAAAGCAAAUGUGAUGAACUGAACUCCGAUGUUCCAGACACAGCAUCCAAGAUAUCCUGCCGCAAGAGAAGACCAUGGAGUCCAGCAGAAAUCAGCGCUGUUGAGAAGACAUUGAUGACAUGCAUAACUACAGGCAGAACUCCUGGCAAGGCAGACUGCAUGGAUUGUAUCAAAUCAGCACCUGAAGCACUGAAAUAUCGUGACUGGACCUCAGUUAAGUUCUAUGUGAAAAACCGCUGUGUGUCCUACCAAAGAACCACACAGAACCUUUGAUAGCAAUUUCAUAAGUUGAGUUUGGGGGUGGGAGAUGGGAAUGUGUUAACAGGGCUUGAGCAUUUUAUAGGACCACACAAUACAUGCCCUGUACCAAAGCAUUUUAGAGGACAACACAAUAAUACAUGCCCUGUACUUAUUUAGUAUCCUUGUUUAUAUUUUAUGUUGGCAGAGGGUCAACAAUGUUUUUAUUUUGAUAUUAUAGUACAUGCACUUUAUUUUAACAGUACUUAAAUGAUUUUAGGUUGGGAGAGGGUCAAUUGUGUACUUUUGUUGUUAAUAUAGCAGUACAUGCUCAUACAGACAGGCUUUAUGAUUGUGAUAAUGUUGAAGUGUGUUGAAUGUGAGAAGAGGGUAAGUUGUAUCCUUGUUGACGAGGUUCAUUAAGAUUAUUCUGACAACAACAUUUGUUUAUGCAUUUUAUUGUAUUUUUUUUAUUUUCAUUAUUCAAUAUUCAUUAUUUGCAAUACCUGAGUAGGUAUUUGAUAUUAAGAAGUGAUCUGCUUUUUCACAUGACUGUAGCAUUACUUAAGCACUUUCAGAAAUAAUGUACUUAUAACUAUCACAACAGUCUACCUCAUAACGUUCUAAUGCAGUGUGGUUGUGCAUUCUGGCACUGUAUUAAGCAGCCAAUAAAUGUGCUGAUUGCUACUAAUGUUUUCAUUACUUUCCUUGUGUAUACCUAUUAGCUUCAACUUGGUGUCAUGAGGCAGGUCUCACGAGUAUCUCCAAAACAACAGUAAAUCCUCAAAACUCAUGGUAUUAUAGUAUUGCAAAUGUGGUUUACAUUACAUGUGCUCCUUUAGAAUGGUUUUCAUUAUAUCCAAGAAAAUACAGUAGUUGGUCCCCAGAUUGCACUGUGCUUGUUGAUGACAUCACUUGGGUGGGCGUGACUAUGGGCGGGGCCAGAGUCCUCACUUUGUCCACCUGACACCUGUCCCCUGUAGCUGGUCUGGAGUCAGGUGUCAGACUAACUUCAGGUAUGAAGUGUGUAUUCUAUAUUUCAACUGAUUUGCUUAUUACUGAACCCAUAUACAAUGCUCCUGUGCAAUGGCUUGUCUGUACCAUGCUUAGAAAGUGGUGUCCCCAAGAGUGACCAUUCUGUCAGGUGUCCCCAGGUGGUGAUAAAGAUGGGUAUGCGUGUGUGUGUGUGUGUGUGUGUGUGUGUGUGUGUGUGUGGGUGGGUGUGUGUGUUUGUUGGUCAUGCUGUUUAUCAUCAUCUGAAGUGUGUUGUGAAGAGGUUUAUUAAUUCUGCUGUGUACAAGUAUGUAAAUCUGCAUGACUGUGUGAGGUUGAUAGAUUGAUGCUAAUGUAUAUUUGUUAAAAAUGUGUGUCUGUGUCUGUGUGUGUGUGUGUGUGUGUGUGUACGUGGAUGCAUUUUUGUGUGAAGAGAUAUGAUUCUUAUUUACAUAAGUGUAUACUACAGAAAGACAUAAUUUGUUUAAAAAAUAUUUUGGACUGGUACUGGAACCAAAUGAUGAUGCUGUUUGCAUACUGUAUGUACUUGAAAGUUGUAUUUUUCUCUCUCUCACUCUUUCCCUCUUACUCUUUCUCUGUGUGUGUGUGUGUGUGUGUGUGUGUGUGUGUGUGUGUGUGUGUGCAGGAGGUGUUCCUACACUGCCGUGUGUUGGUGUGUGGGCAGGCGGAGGGGGAGUCUCGCUGUACGCAGGGCUGCCGGAGACGCCUGCGGAGGGACCUAUGGACCGACCAGCACCAGCAGCAGACCGUGCUCAUCGGAGGACCCAUCCAGAUACUGCCCUAGCUAUGACACACACGCACACACACACACACACUCACAUACUGUACAUAUACACACACACACACACACACACACACACACACACACACACACACACACACAAACACACACACACACACACACACACAUACACCAUGCAGAAACACAUGCAUGUAAUCACUCACACACACACACACACACACACACACACACACACACACAUACACACAUGUAGGGUUUAGGGAGUCUUCAGGGUGGGUGAAUGAGACAUACACAUGCAGUCCUACACACAGCAAUGUGCAUCGUCCCAUAUGCAUCUUUCCACAGCUUCUCCCCUUCUGAAGCCACAGUCAUAUACUCUAGCUAAACAAACUGGAACAGGCCCUGACAAAAACAAACUUUCAAUCAGUCCAUGCCUAUCCAUGCGCUCUGAUAGUCCAAGCGUCUUAUGCCAGGGCUUUGCAUCAAUCCACUGACACAUAUCAACCAUAUUUUUAGACCGCAUUUAUGUAAAUCCUCCAUCACUUGAAAAUACUGUAACUUACGCCCCAAGGCCGACUCAUCUCUCUCUCUCUCUCUCUUUCUCUCGAGUACUUAAUAUAAUUUAGUCAGAGAGAUUGACGUGCAAUUUUCGAGUCACUGAGAAAGACGCUGCACUUAAUUUAUCAGUCCAUGCACACAAGAUGGGCCAACGUGUGAGGCCUCUCCAUCAUAUUUUGCCCAGCUCAAUCCCAAGCUCAUUCACACAUCUUGGAUUUUAAGGCAGCGGAGUAUUUAUUCAGCUCAAAUGAGAACUGACUUGAUGGCUUGCAAUGUAUCUCUCUGUGCCUCAUAAGGUUAUUUGAUUUUGACAAAUAGGAUUGCUAAUAUAAUAAGUGUGCAACUAGCCAAAACAGCAGUUUAAGUAUCUUGUAAAUAAAUAUGCACUGGCUUGAUAUAGACUUGAAUGCUAUUUGAGAGUUAAAGUAUAUACAGUAUACUGUUCUACCUAAAUGAAUCAAUAAACAACUAAUU